Messenger RNA from Botrytis fragariae, 360 nucleotides. RefSeq lists its product as uncharacterized. The record is from RefSeq and is a predicted model, not a curated record. Lineage: Eukaryota; Fungi; Ascomycota; Leotiomycetes; Helotiales; Sclerotiniaceae. The transcript has 3 exons. Bases 1 to 360 code for a protein of 119 amino acids.
AUGCGGAAAACUGAGGACCUAGCGAGGAAUUGCGAGGGAUUGCAGGGAUUUGGAACCUGGCUAUAUUACUGGAUGUUAUUAUAUGUGCUCACCAGAUACUCUAAGUUUUGUCAGCUUAGAAAAACGAAUAGUCCGCUGGUGAUGUUGUAUAACAGAUUUCUUUUUGAUGUCCACGAUUGUGACUUCCCCGGACCUCUAUCGAGGUUAAAAGAAGGUUUUCGACCAAUUUCGACGCCGUUCCUAAGAUAUGUGGAGCUCAUGACUAAGAUUAGUCCUUCUGUCACAUUGGCUCAAUUGGCUGCUUAUAUCUCCAAGAAUCUCUCAAUUCCUCUCGCAUUUUCUAUUUUUCCGAAGAAAUAA